AGGCAGCCGUCGUAUUAUCAAAACACUGCAUUUAGUGAAAUAUUCUAUACUUGCGCUUAUUAAGAGCGGUCCUCAUUAGUGUGUGCUGUGAUUUGCUUGUACAUUAAAACUAAAUAUCAAAAUGGAAUUAACCUUUAAGGGAAAAAGAAUUUUAGUAACCGGUGCUGGACAAGGUAUUGGAAAGGGUAUAGCGAUAGAAUUAUGGCGUGCGGGAGCUAAUAUAGUUGCAGUAUCACGAACUAGAGCUCAUUUGGAGAAGCUGCAAGGAGAAUAUCCGUCCAUUGAUAUCGUGGAGUUGGACGUCGCGGAUUGGGAAAGAACUAGAACGGUUAUAGAUUCUCUUGGUCCUUUUGAUGCUCUGGUUAAUAAUGCCGCUAUUGCUAUAUGCGAGCCAUUCUUAGAAUGCUCCCCAAAGGAUUUCGACAAGACAUUUGAUAUAAAUGUAAAAGCUGUACUCAAUGUUAGCCAAAUAGUUGCAAAGAAAAUGAUUGAAAAUAACAUCCAUGGGAGCAUUGUUAAUAUUUCUUCCCAGGCCUCUAAGGCUGCCCUAAAAGAUCAUGCAAUCUACAGUGCCUCAAAAGCUGCUCUAGAUGCUCUAACCAGAGCCAUGGCCCUGGAACUGGGUCCCAAGGGAAUCCGAGUGAAUGCGGUCAACCCAACGGUCAUCAUGACUGACAUGGCUAAAGUGGGUUGGUCUGACCCUGCUAAAGCGGCUGAGAUGAUAUCCAAAAUUCCUUUGGGAAGAUUUGGUGAAGUUUCGGAAGUUGUGAAUGCAGUAGUGUUUCUCCUAAGCGACAGAUCUAGUAUGAUAAACGGUGUUGAAUUGCCUAUUGACGGUGGGUUCUUGGCCACAUAAGCCCUGCUAAGUUUACCAGUUUCCAGCCAGAUAAUUACAUAUAUUAGGUACCAAAGAU
This is a messenger RNA of Cydia amplana, 914 nucleotides long. RefSeq names its product D-erythrulose reductase-like. NCBI's taxonomy places the organism in Eukaryota, Metazoa, Arthropoda, Insecta, Lepidoptera, Tortricidae. The record is from RefSeq and is a predicted model, not a curated record. The coding region runs from base 122 to 856 and encodes 244 amino acids. Gene Ontology annotation, molecular function: carbonyl reductase (NADPH) activity; L-xylulose reductase (NADPH) activity. Gene Ontology annotation, biological process: xylulose metabolic process; glucose metabolic process. The transcript has 5 exons.